This is a messenger RNA of Aspergillus affinis, 1821 nucleotides long. RefSeq lists its product as uncharacterized. The transcript has a single exon. NCBI's taxonomy places the organism in Eukaryota, Fungi, Ascomycota, Eurotiomycetes, Eurotiales, Aspergillaceae. The coding region runs from base 1 to 1821 and encodes 606 amino acids. Gene Ontology annotation, cellular component: nucleus. The record is from RefSeq and is a predicted model, not a curated record. Gene Ontology annotation, molecular function: DNA binding.
AUGGCUCCUAUUGAUGAGGCGAUUGCAGAAUUAAACUCCCUGAAGCUUGAAGAUAGACCUACACUUACUUUUAUUGCGAAAAAGUAUGGAAUUCAUAGGUCAACGCUAUCAAGAAGAUUCCGCGGCGUUCAGCAUUCCAAAGAUGAGCAAUACCAGGAGCAACGAUUGCUUAAUGAUCGGCAAGUGAAAGUGCUUAUUUCUCAUAUCAAUCGAUUGAGCGAAAAAGGCCUUUAUAUAUCAUUUGAAAUGCUGCGAAAUCUAGCUCACGAGAUCUCUGGUAAUCGUCCUGGAAAACAGUGGCCGAGCCGCUUUAUAAAGCGAUAUAGUGAUGAUCUUAUUUCUCGCUACACAACUGGGAUCGAUUCCUCUCGAAAAAAGGCUGAUUCUGCGCUGAAUUACGCAUUAUAUUUUGAACUUUUGACUCGCAAGAUUUCGGAAUACGAUAUACAGCAGGAAGAUAUCUAUAAUAUGGAUGAGAAAGGCUUCCUAAUCGGAAUGCUCAGUAAAGCGAAGAGAAUCUUCUCUAAGCCAUUAUACGAGAAGAAUGGAAUGAAGCAACGGCUUCAGGAUGGAAAUCGAGAAUGGAUUACAACGCUCGCCUGUAUCUGCGCGGAUGGGACCUCGCUAUCUCCGGGUCUUAUAUACCAAGCUGCCUCUUCAAAACUUCAAGAUUCCUGGCUGCAGGACUUCGAUCAUUCUCUUCAUCCUUGCUUCUUUGCAUCCUCGCCUUCAGGAUGGACGAAUGACGAGCUAGGAUACGCGUGGCUGCGAGAUGUAUUCGAUCGAGAGACAAAAGCGAAGGCGAGGCGGCGUUGGAGGCUUCUCAUUCUUGACGGCCACGGAUCUCAUGUCAAUAUGAAGUUUUUCGAAUACUGUAAGGCAAAUAAGAUCCUUCUAAUGACUUAUCCGCCUCAUUCUACGCAUUCGCUCCAGCCACUUGACGUUGGAAUCUUCGGGCCUCUCUCUACAGCGUAUAGCGAGAGAUUAGAACGAUUUCUGCAUGAAUCUCAAGGUCUUUGUCAUAUCACAAAAAGAGACUUUUUUCGCCUCUUUUGGCCGUCAUGGGAGAGCGCUUUAUCUGCUGAGAAUAUCGCUUCUUCGUGGAAAUCGGUAGGUGUUUGGCCGUUGAAUCCUGAUAUCGUCCUAUCGCGAUUUAAUCGGAAUGACGAUAAUCGGCCUUCAUCUAGUGAGUCAUCUCGCUCAGUGCUUGGCGCAGAGGAUUGGAGGAAGAUUGAGAGGCUUCUUAAGCACGCAGUUGUUGACUUAUACGAUCAAAAGGCCAAAAAAUUAAGUUCUACGAUGCAUUGUCUGUCUACAGAGAAUGUCCUCUUAAAACUACGCUGCCAGGGCCUUGAAGAGGCCCUUCUUCAAGAGAAAAAGAAGCGUCAGCGAGGAAAGCCUCUUUUAUCUGAAUUACGGGCCCCUGAGGACGGCUACGCGGUGUUUUACUCUCCUAAGAAGAUUCAGCAAGCUCGUGACCUUCAAGCAGAAAGAGAUGAGGCUAUACAGCUCGCCAAAGCUUCAAAAGAAGAGGAAAAGCUUCGUAAACAGCAAGAGAAGCAAGAUCAAAGGCUUUUGAUUGAAGAACGUAAACGAAUCCGCGCUUUAAAUCGAGAAACGCGGGUUCGUGAGGCAGAGGCAAAAAAGCAGAAAAAGCGGGAUGAUCAGCUCGCUAAGCAAGCUGAUAUACAGCUUCAAAAUGACAUCAAUAUCGCUCAAACAGGCAAGAAUAAGGUCCCUACAACCCCAAAAGGAAAGAAAUCGAGUGGUAGAGCUGCUGCAGAACCUGAAGUUGUUGAUGAGCCCCCCCCCAACGCUUAA